This is a messenger RNA of Musa acuminata AAA Group (dessert banana), 557 nucleotides long. RefSeq lists its product as uncharacterized. NCBI's taxonomy places the organism in Eukaryota, Viridiplantae, Streptophyta, Magnoliopsida, Zingiberales, Musaceae. The transcript is spliced from 2 exons. Gene Ontology annotation, biological process: translation. Bases 119 to 448 code for a protein of 109 amino acids. The record is from RefSeq and is a predicted model, not a curated record. Gene Ontology annotation, molecular function: structural constituent of ribosome. Gene Ontology annotation, cellular component: ribosome.
AGUUCGUCCCUCCGACCCGUUAAGACGGACCGAUCUUUUCUGCUCCAGUUCUUCUCGAGGGCUUCGCUCUUGCUAAUCGGAGGCGGCGUGGGGGAGGAGGAGAGGGAGGCGCGGCAGAAUGAAGCCAGUAGUUGGGAUCGUGGUGUCGAACAAGAUGCAGAAGUCGGUGGUGGUGGCGGUGGACCGGCUCUUCCACCACAAGCUCUACAAUCGCUACGUCAAGCGCACCAGCAAGUUCAUGGCCCACGACGAGAAAAACCAAUGCAACAUCGGCGACCGGGUUAGGUUGGAUUCUUCAAGGCCGCUGAGCAAAAGAAAGCACUGGGUUGUUGCUGAGAUUCUAAGGAAGGCAAGAAUCUACGUUCGACCAUCUCUGGCAGCUCAAACACCCAGUGAGCCAGCUGCUGCUUCAACUCCACUUGGAUCUCUUCCUUCUUCACGAGGUUAACAGCAAAAGCAGAAUCAUCUUGUGUAAUAUAGCAAAGUUUGCAAGCUUAUGAGCUUCAAUACCAUUGAUAGUGUUCCUCCAUAUAAUGCAUGAACCACCGUUUGUACAA